UAAAAACAUCAUAUUAUUCUCUAUUCUCAACAUAGAUUAUAAAGGAGAAAAGGGGGGAGAGGGUGGGUAUUGCUUCACACACACAAACACAAACACAAACACAAACACAACAGUGUCUGCUGCACCCUACAAUGGUUUCGCUACCAACAUGGUUUCGCUACUUUCACCACAAGGUCGGAUACUCCGUUUCCCUCGCCGUGAAGAUUUUGGCUUAGCUGGUGCUCAAAUUUCAAGUCUUUGGGCGGGACUUGGAUUGCUUCGAUCUCCAGUUGGAAGUCGACAGGCAGAGCAUAUUGCAGCACAAUAUAUAGAUGAGUUACACUCGAGAUCAUUUCUGGAGGAUUUUGAGGACUUUGGCCACAUUUACUAUUUCAAACUACAUGAUUUGGUGCAUGAUCUUGCUCUGUAUGAUGCAAAAGAGGAUCUUCUAGUGGUAAACUUGCGUACUUGCAAUAUACCUGAGCAAGCAAGGCAUUUAUCAGUUGUUGAAAAUGAUUCACUUAACCAUGCUUUGUUCCCCAGGUCCAGAAGUGUGAGAACUAUACUGUCAUGCCUUGAAUUUAAAUCACUCCCACAAACAUUCUAACAAAAUUAACAACUACCAUUAGGCGAUGAAAAAAGGGAUCAAUCAUAACCCAUCCUGCAAGCUAAGCAAAAGAAAGCAUAAUUCUUUCACUAAAAACUUCAAGAAAUAAGGUCCAAAACGACAAUAGAUUAAUGGCUUGUUUGUUUCCACGUGUAACUAAGAUUCCAAACGGCCAUUUAAGCAAAGUCGAUGCCUUCUUCGGCUUUUGGUAUUUGGUAAUCAUGCCUGAUGCCUCAAAGGCUCAAACCAUGUGCCUGCUGCUGCGAACAAAAUCAUUGAGAAAUUAACUAACAUGGGCUAAGACACUUUGUUUUCGAGCCAUCAUGAGCAAAGUUCAUAAGAAGGUUUCAGGUGUACAUUCUUAACCUAAAACCAUAAUGGAUAUUUCUUCCGACUUUAUGCUUGCACAUGCAUUAUAUGAAUGACCAUAAAAAAUCUCACAAACAAAUGAAUAAAGGAGAUAACCAAAAUACUACGACAAUGAUGUAAUCUCUCACUAGCCAGAUAGGUCAUUGGAUCACAUAAUAACCAAAUGCCACAAGAUAUCAUCCCGGGAAUAUAACUACAAAUUCAAAAAUUCUCCGAGGCAAAGAUAUCAUAAUUACUCUAAUAGUAUAAUGUUCCACAAACUCUCAACCUCAAGUACUUGGAAAAAUUAAAUUAGAGUGUGACAAAAAAAAAAGAACACAAAAACAUCGGAUAGAAUGUCAAGUCAAAAGCAAGAAAAGAAAAAAAAA
Molecule: messenger RNA, 1323 nt
Organism: Glycine soja
Lineage: Eukaryota; Viridiplantae; Streptophyta; Magnoliopsida; Fabales; Fabaceae
Product: putative disease resistance protein RGA3
Exons: 2
Coding region: 149-586 (145 amino acids)
Source: RefSeq, a predicted model, not a curated record